Molecule: messenger RNA, 1133 nt
Organism: Nelumbo nucifera (sacred lotus)
Lineage: Eukaryota; Viridiplantae; Streptophyta; Magnoliopsida; Proteales; Nelumbonaceae
Product: vesicle-associated protein 1-3-like
Biological process (GO): endoplasmic reticulum membrane organization
Cellular component (GO): endoplasmic reticulum membrane; plasma membrane
Source: RefSeq, a predicted model, not a curated record
CAAAUCCCAAAUGCCCUAAUAAGUAAUAAUCCUCUGACCUCUCUCUCUCUCUCUCUCUCUGCCGGUUUUUCAGAUCCGCCACUCAAACUCCAAAAAGGCGAAGAUAGCAAGAACGAGAAAAGCAAAGAGAGAACAAGAAAAAAAAGUAGAAAAACUGUUUCCUUUGUUCUUGUUAAACCCUCAUUCGAUCUCUUACCAGAAUCGAAAUUCACCCAGAAAUUCGAAAUUUCGUCUGGUGAAGCUGGGCGUUUAGGUAUGAGUGGCGGAGAUCUUCUCAGUAUUCAACCUUCCGAGCUCAAAUUUCCAUUCGAAUUGAAGAAGCAGAGUUCAUGUUCUCUGCAAUUGACUAACAAAACCGAACAGUAUGUUGCCUUCAAGGUUAAAACAACUAACCCGAAGAAAUAUUGCGUGCGUCCCAAUACGGGAAUUGUCUUGCCUGGGACAACAUGUGAUGUCACAGUGACAAUGCAAGCCCAAAAGGAAGCCCCACCUGAUAUGCAAUGUAAGGAUAAAUUCCUUCUUCAGAGCGUUGCCGCCCCUAAUGGUGCAACUACAAAGGACAUAACACCAGAGAUGUUCAAUAAAGAGGCUGGGAAAGUUGUGGAGGAGUUUAAAUUGAGGGUGGUUUAUAUUCCCGCUAAUCCCCCCUCACCGGUACCUGAAGGAUCUGAAGAAGGAUCUUCCCCAAGGGCAUCUGUCCUAGAGAAUGGAAACCAAAACACUGAGGAUUCCAAAGAGAGAUCUUCAGAGGCAUUAACUUUGAUUUCCAAGUUGACCGAGGAGAAAUCAUCUGCUCUUCAACAAAAUCAGAAACUCCGUCAAGAAAUGGAGUUGAUGAGAAAAGAAAUUAGCAAAAGUCAUGCUGGUGGCUUCUCCUUCCUGUUUGUUGUGCUGGUUGGUCUCCUGGGUGUGCUGGUUGGAUAUCUUAUCAAUAAGACAUAGGAUGCCAUCGUGCAAUUAGUUCAAAUUACAAGGAAUGCAUGGCCGCAUCCUUACAUCAAUGUUUAGUUGAUUAGGUGUUCUCAGAACUUUUUAUGAAUAUAUAUUUUCCAAGUAGUUGUAAAAAAGAUGUCUUGUUCAUCAUUGCCUUUUGGGUUCCAAUUUAUUACAUUGAAAGGACGUAUUUUUGCUGA